UUGUCAGCACUGCAUUCUGGGUAAAGUGUCCCCGAAGUGUGAAGAGCGCAUGCGUGCGCCACCUCCUUCUUUUCGCCUCGUUGCCUCCGAGAAAGCAAGAUGGGUCACCAGCAGCUCUACUGGAGCCAUCCGAGGAAAUUCGGCCAGGGUUCUCGGUCUUGCCGCGUCUGCUCGAACCGGCACGGCCUGAUCCGGAAGUACGGCCUCAACAUGUGCCGCCAGUGCUUCCGCCAGUACGCCAAGGACAUCGGCUUCGUGAAGUUGGACUGAGUGACCUUCCACGAAUGCGUUAUCCGAGCCAUCUCCCGACGACAGAAAUGAUGCUAGUUAUUUGUACAUAAAAUAAAAAAAUACUUCAAUUAUGGGUGUUUUAACGUCAAUGGAAUAGUCAAUUGAUUAUGGAAAUCCUUUUAAAAUUUACUAUUUCUCAGUGGAUUUAUCUUCAAAUAUGUGGCUUAUGUUUUCUCAGGUAAAAGUAUUCAUGCUAAA
This is a messenger RNA of Equus caballus (horse), 489 nucleotides long. It is a transcript of the gene RPS29, whose product is annotated as ribosomal protein S29. NCBI's taxonomy places the organism in Eukaryota, Metazoa, Chordata, Mammalia, Perissodactyla, Equidae. Gene Ontology annotation, cellular component: cytosolic small ribosomal subunit; ribosome. Gene Ontology annotation, molecular function: zinc ion binding; structural constituent of ribosome. Gene Ontology annotation, biological process: translation. The record is from RefSeq and is a predicted model, not a curated record.